AAUGUCACUCAAACGUCAUAGUUGUGAUUUGUUUUUGUUUUUAUAUAAAAUCUAUUGAAAUUGCAAAAGAAAAAGUAUAAAAAAAUUAUUAAUAAAAUUUCUAGCACAGCAUUAAACUUCUCAUACGCCUCAUAAUGGUUAAAGUUUGGAAACUAGGUUUGAUGAGUUACGACACUGCCUUAAAAAUUCAACUAGCAGUCGCCCGAAAGCACUUGGAUGCUUUAAUGAAGGGACAAGACGGUAACUACGACACGCUUUUGCUCGUGGAACACAAACCAGUCUUCACUGUUGGAAUCAGAGAUGAGACAUCAAACAAUGAAAUUAUGAGACUGCGAGGUCUUGGAGCAGAGUUCAGGAAGACGAACCGUGGUGGACUCAUAACAUUUCAUGGUCCUGGCCAGCUAGUGGCCUACCCUGUAAUAAACUUGAAGCACUUCAAAACCAGUGUGAAGUGGUACGUGCAGAGCUUGGAGGAAACCGUUAUCAAUGUCUGCAGUGAGCUAGGAAUAAAGGGAACCCGCUCUCCAUACACUGGUGUAUGGGUAGAUGAUAAUAAAAUUGCAGCCAUCGGAAUCCAUGCGUCCAGGUAUGUGACAACUCAUGGGAUCUCGAUCAACUGCGACAAUGAUCUGUCAUGGUUUAACAAUAUUGAUCCUUGUGGCAUAGAAGAUAAGGGUGUCACUUCACUAACUAAAGAAUCGGGAAUAGAAUGCACUGUUGAGAAGAUUACACCCAUAUUCCUCAAAUGCUUUAACAAAGUAUUUGGCUGUGAAACUGAGGAUAUUGAUCCAAAAAUGCAAGAAGAAAUCUUGAGCAGUAUCUAUAAUAAACUACUGGUAAAUAACGUAAGUGCUUAGCAAAAAAUGCAUAUUUAGUGUUUGACAUUGUUACCUGUCUUUAUAUCUGAAUUGUUAGAAUCUAUUAGGAAAAAUUGAUCUAGUGAUAGUGUUAGUAAGUAUUUAUUAUAACCUUACUAUUUUGGAUGGCAAGUACAUAAUAAAAAAAAAAGAUAAAUUUGUA
Messenger RNA from Helicoverpa zea (corn earworm), 1020 nucleotides. It is a transcript of the gene Lipt2, whose product is annotated as putative lipoyltransferase 2, mitochondrial. Gene Ontology annotation, molecular function: lipoyl(octanoyl) transferase activity. Gene Ontology annotation, biological process: protein lipoylation. Gene Ontology annotation, cellular component: mitochondrion. The record is from RefSeq and is a predicted model, not a curated record. Lineage: Eukaryota; Metazoa; Arthropoda; Insecta; Lepidoptera; Noctuidae. The coding region runs from base 135 to 857 and encodes 240 amino acids. The transcript is spliced from 3 exons.